This is a messenger RNA of Olea europaea var. sylvestris, 6600 nucleotides long. Its product is annotated as putative 1-phosphatidylinositol-3-phosphate 5-kinase FAB1C. Gene Ontology annotation, cellular component: endosome membrane. Lineage: Eukaryota; Viridiplantae; Streptophyta; Magnoliopsida; Lamiales; Oleaceae. Gene Ontology annotation, biological process: phosphatidylinositol phosphate biosynthetic process. Bases 1098 to 6209 code for a protein of 1703 amino acids. Gene Ontology annotation, molecular function: ATP binding; 1-phosphatidylinositol-3-phosphate 5-kinase activity. The transcript has 11 exons. The record is from RefSeq and is a predicted model, not a curated record.
GUAUGUAUCUGUAUGUACAACGGGUAAAGUAUUAAUAUUUUAAUGUAGUUGAGAAGUGAAAAUGAAAGCUAUACCGGGUAGGACGGGAAAGAGAGAGAGAAGAACCGGUGGUGGUGUUGUAAAAGAAGCAGAGGGAGCAAAAAAUGGUAAUGGAGAUGCGAGCCAACACCAUUACCAGUGCUAGUGUUAGAAAGGGAAACUUCUCUGUACUCUUCCUUUUUCUCCUUUUCAUUCUCAUUCUCUUCAUCCUUUAAAUAUUGAAUUUAAUCAGAUAAUACACUUUUUUGUUUUGUUUUACCUUUAUCUUUUCGACAUCAAGAUUUAAUUUUUUUCCUCUAAUGUUAUUCCAAUUCUAAACAUUUGAAAUAAGCCAAUAUCUUUCUUGUUUUUGGAUCAGAGUUCUGUGUUUUGGUUUUUAAUUGGUAAGGUACUUUUGGGGACUGAAUUGAAGAACUUUCUUGAUACUGUAUUUAUUGGCAGACUUCUUUGUUGACAAUCUUAAGUGGGUUUUUCUGGCAUUAACUGUUUGAUUAAGGAAAGUUAAACUGAUCCGGGUUUUCUGUAGUUUUGAUUCUAAGCUCUGGAUCUUUUUCUUUUUUUGAUGAAAGUGUCAAUCUUGGAUUCUAAUCUUCAUAAUUCUGAGAUUGGUUGAACUGGAAUUUCAGGGGUUUGAGAGUUUUUUGGAAUUUCCCUGAGGUAUCUGUUGGUGUUGUGCUGCUGUAGUUCUGAUUUUAAAUGUUUUUGUGAUUAUAGCUAUUUUGAGUGUACAUAUAGUUAAAUUUUAUGCGAAUUUGAUGAGAGCAAGUUCCCCCUUCGUGAUAUUUUGUGCUUCCUUAGGAGGAAAUUACCUUGUGAGUCUCACAAAUUUUUCAGGAAAAGAAAAUUACCAUAGAUAAAUCAACUUGCAAAAGGAAAAAGGAUUUUAAAAAAAAUAAAAAAAACCCACCAUUUUUAUUGUGGGUUUAAUAGUUUUGGCGUUGCUCAGAUAAAAUUUAUCCUUCUUCCAAACAAAUUGAUAUACUAGAUGUGUUGUUGAGUCUAGAUUAGGAGAUAAACGGAAUUGUAGAGUAUUUUAGGUGCCGGGCUAUUGCUGGUCUAUGGGAAUACCUUAUAAUUUGAUAUUGGAUUUGAUUGAGAAGGCUAAAUCUUGGAUUUCUUGGGGAAAGAUUGGUCUAAAUUCCAUAUCCGGUGAACUUCAGAUGACUGGUAAAAGUUGCAAAAUUUGUUACCAGUGUGAUAGCAAUUUAUCAGAAUUUUCCCUCAAGUACCAGUGUCGAAGUUGCGGAAGGGUAUUGUGUGGGAACUGUGUGCACGAACUUGCAUCUGGACAUUUGAAAGAAACAAAGGAGGCAGUGUUUGACAUCAAGUUUUGCAAGUUUUGUUUUGAACUUGGUCCCUGGAGCAACUGCGCAAGUAUGUAUAGUGGUAAGGUUUAUCCUUCUGAAUCUCCAAGACAAAGCCCAGAAUCACCAUCACCAAGUUUUAGUGGUGAGAGAUUUGAUGAUCUUUCCGCCUGCGCACUGGCUAAAAAUAUGGACACAUCAUUUUUGAAUCAUCCAUCUCCGGUGUCUGAUCCACGUUCACCAAGCAGGUAUGUGCCAGGGAGUGACGAAGAUGAGGGCGAUGACUCCACAAGUUGCUUUCUCAGCACAUCAAGUGAAUACUUACAUUACAAUUCUGAUGUAGAUUUAAGUAGUGUUAGUGCUAGGCAUGGAAAUUAUAGUUUUUUAUCUGUUGGAUCAAGCCCUUCAGACAGCCCCUCUAGGAUCCAUAUUACAUCCAAUGGGGGUGGGCAUCAUGUACAGCAAGAGCAAGGUGGAACAGCUAGAUCUCAGAAUGAUGGUCCCUAUGAUCAAGAGUCUAUGGCUGUUUUAAAAGGGACAGGGGAUCCCGAAAAUGUCCAUCAUUUGUCUAUAGUCCAGAAUAAAUGUGAAAAGCCACUGGAUUUUGAAACCAAUAGUCUCAUUUGGUUACCUCCACCACCAGAUGACGUAUCUAGUGAGGCAGAAAAUAAUUUCUUUACUUAUGAAGAUGAGGAUGAUGAAGUUGGGGAGUUAGGUGCUAUGUUUUCCACUACAGAUAGUCUGGAUAGCAUGUUUUUGACCAAGAAAAAGCUAAAUCAUGUUCACAAAGAGCCCCUGAAAGCUGCUGUGCAGGGGUAUUUUAGGUCUCUUGUAGUGCAGCUGUUGCACGCGCAUGGUAUAUUGGCUUCCAAAGAGAACUAUGCUGAGGACUGGCUUGAUGUAAUUAUGGAAAUAGCAUGGCAAGCUGCGAACUUUGUGAAACCAGAUACUAGUAGAGGAGGCAGCAUGGAUCCCUGUGACUAUGUUAAGGUUAAAUGCGUAGCAUCAGGAAGUCCUAGAGAGAGCAUGUUUAUUAAAGGGGUAGUUUGUUCCAAGAACAUAAAACACAAGCGCAUGACAUCACAAUACAAGAACCCUAGACUACUACUCUUAGGAGGAGCUCUUGAGUACCAAAGAGUUCCCAAUCAGCUUGCAUCUUUUGAUACAUUACUGCAACAGGAAAAUGAUCAUCUGAAGAUGAUUGUUUCAAAGAUAGAGGCCCAUCGUCCAAAUGUGCUGCUUGUGGAGAAAAGUGUGUCUUCAUUUGCUCAAGAACAUCUGCUAGCAAAGGAGAUCUCGUUAGUUUUAAAUGUUAAAAGACCUCUGCUGGAGUGGAUAGCAAGAUGUACUGGUGCUACUUUAACUCCGUCAAUUGAUCAUUUAUCCACGACACGGUUGGGCAACUGCGAACUUUUCCAUUUGGAGAAAGUUUCAGAAGGCCAUGAGCCGCUGAAUCAGUUCAACAAAAAACCCUGUAAAACCUUAAUGUUUUUUGAGGGAUGUCCCAGGCGGUUAGGUUGCACGGUUGUACUGAAGGGAUCAUGUCGUGAAGAACUUAAGAAGGUGAAAAGUGUAGUACAGUAUGCUGUCUUUGCGGCAUAUCAUUUAUCACUUGAGACCUCUUUUCUUGCUGAUGAGGGUGCUAGUCUUCCUAAAAUGGCAGUAAAACCUUCAUCCUCAAUGUCAGAGCGGAUGAGUCCUAAUAAUUCUCUCUCUGUGAUCCCUAUUUCUACUGUUCCCUCCAGUUGCCCUGAAGAACUUGAUGCCUCUAGCAUCGAUGUAGGACCUGCAGAAUUCCAUUUGGAGCUUGGGCUACACGAGUCGCUGUCUGAACUUGGUCAUGCUAGUUCUGAUGAUGCCUGUUUGACCGAUGAGUACAGAUUUGUAAAUGCACUCUCUGAUGCAUGCGAUGAUAAUUUGGCUGGCUUUGGAAAUUAUGCACGGGCAGGAUUGAUAGGUCAAGAAGAGGGCCCAUCAGGUGAAGUUUCUGAACUUGCUGCACUUCAGAGGGUUGAUGAGAUUGAAGACUCAAGUGAAUAUUGUUCAUCUAAUGAUGGUCUCCAGAGCAUAUUAGUUUCUUUUUCCAGUCGUCGUGUGCUAAAUGGAACUGUAUGUGAACGUUCUCGACUCCUGCGUAUCAAAUUCUAUGGUCCAUCUGAUAAACCAUUGGGGAGGUAUCUGCAGGAUGAUCUAUUUGAUCAGUCAUCUUGCUGUAGAUCAUGCAAGCAGCCAGCUGAAGCCCAUGUUAUGUGCUAUACACAUCCGCAUGGGAAUCUUACAGUAAACGUCAGACACGUCCCCUUGGUGAAUCUUCCUGGGGAGCAAGAUGGAAAGAUAUGGAUGUGGCACAGAUGCCUCAGGUGUGCACAUAGUGAUGGAGUUCCGCCAGCCACUCAAAAGGUGGUGAUGUCUAACGCUGCCUGGGGACUUUCUUUUGGAAAGUUUCUCGAGCUUAGUUUUUCAAACCAUGCAACUGCUAACCGUGUUGCAAGCUGUGGUCACUCUCUGCAACGGGACUGCCUCAGGUUUUAUGGGUUUGGGAGUAUUGUUGCUUUUUUCCAAUAUUCUCCUAUUGAUAUUCUCUCUGUGUAUUUGCCGCCAUCAAUUCUCAAAUUCAAUGGCCAUGGUGAACAGACCUGGGUACGAAAAGAAGCAUCUGAGCUUUUGUGCAAAGCCGAAGCCUUGUAUGCAGAGAUAUCAGUUGUUCUUCAUCAAAUUGAACAGAAAAGCACAUCUUUGACAAAUGAAUUCUCCAAGGCGAUUGAGUUGCAUUGUCACAUAUUGGCGUUAAAGAACAUGCUGGCAACAGAGUUGAAUCAUUACAAAGAUUCGCUUCUAUUAGUUGAUGAAGAGAUUUCAGACCUAGGUCAUGUAACUGGUGACAUUCUUGAAGUUAAUCGAUUGAGACAUUCGCUUCUGAUGGCUUUACAUUUUUGGGAUCGCCGGCUAUAUCUAUUGGACUCUCUUCUUAAUAGGAGCUCCAGUCCCAAUCCUCUGAAUGAUGAUGCAGCUCAUAGUUGCUUGAAAGAAUAUGAUGCAUAUUUGGCAGAUAGUAGUAUUGAGUUUGGUCGUGAAGAUAAUGUCCUUGAGUAUUUAAAAUUAGAUGAAUGCCCAAAAAAGGCUGUAUUGUCCGAAGACGAGCCCAAUUUUUUGCUAUUGGAGUCUAGUUUGCUGGAAAACUCCAUAUCAAGCAAAUUCAAGCAGAAUGCAGAGGACAAAAUGCAAGCAGACGAGGAAAAUGCUGUCAACAAUGCAUCAUUAGAACGCCUCCAAUCAGCUGGGUCCAUUCUUUCAGAUAAAAUAGAUUCUGCAUGGACAGGGACAGAUCAGCCUCCAAUAAAAGCACCGUUGCCUGAAGCACUUAAAACUGACGAACCUGUAUCCACGGUAUCCGAGCUGAUAAAUCGAAAAGAAAAUCCAUCUUUUAAAAGACUGAUGUCACCUGCCAGAGUAUACUCCUUCGAUUCUGCUCAGAGACUUAAAGAAAGAAUCAGUAAAGGACUUCCUCCUUCUACAUUGCAUUUGUCUAAUCUCAGAUCUUUCCAUGCUUCUGGAGAUUAUAGAUGUAUGGUCAGAGAUCCUGUUCCAAAUGUACAAAGGACAUAUUCUCACGAAGCCAAUUUAAAUCUUUCAAAGGAUCUAUCACCCUCUUUUAUCUCUUCUAUUUCUCUUUUGCCUGAAGGAGCAAGAUUGAUGAUCCCACAAAAUGUUCAAAAUGAAGUUGUUAUUGUUGUUUAUGAUAAUGAGCCCACAAGCAUAAUAUCGUAUGUUCUUAGCUGCAAGGAGUAUGAAGAAUGGGUUGCUGAUAAGCCAAAUAGGCUUGAAGGAGGAUCAAAUAUAAGUCGAACCAAAAGGGUGAAUGCUUUAGCUUCUGACCUUUCUACAUGGCACUCAUUUGGUUCGCUGGACUUGGAUUACAUAAACUAUGGAAGUUAUGCCUCCGGAGAUGCUUUGAAGACUGAGAGUUCUCAAUCCACAGACUCCAAGAGUUCUCCUCAUCUAAGAAUUUCUUUCGAAGACGAGUUUUCAAGCGCUGGUGGAAAGUUGAAGUUUUCUGUUGUAUGUUACUUCGCAAAACAGUUCGAUUCUCUUUGCAAGAGAUGUUGUCCCAACAAAGUGGAUUUUGUACGUUCCUUAAGCCGCUGCAGGAGAUGGAGUGCUCAGGGGGGAAAGAGUAAUGUUUAUUUUGCAAAGUCAUUUGAUGAACGAUUCAUAAUCAAACAAGUAACAAAGACUGAGUUGGAAUCCUUUGAAACAUUUGCACCUCAGUAUUUUAAAUAUUUAAUGGAUUCUCUCAGAUCUGGAAGUCCAACUUGCCUAGCCAAAGUUCUUGGUAUUUAUCAGGUCAUUGUCAAAUAUCCAAAAAGCGGCAAGGAAACAAAAAUGGAUUUGAUGGUGAUGGAGAAUCUCUUCUUUAAAAGAAGUAUCUCAAGGGUGUAUGAUCUCAAGGGCUCUGCACGAUCUCGUUAUAAUUCAGAUACAACGGGAACAAAUAAAGUAUUAUUAGAUAUGAAUCUUUUAGAAGCACUGCGUACAAAACCUAUAUUCCUUGGAAGCAAAGCAAAACGGAGCCUGGAAAGAGCCAUUUGGAAUGAUACAUACUUUUUAGCGUCUGUUGAUGUGAUGGACUACUCUCUGUUGGUUGGGGUGGACGAAGAGCGCAAGGAGCUGGUUAUAGGGAUAAUCGAUUUCAUGAGACAAUAUACUUGGGACAAGCAGUUGGAGACAUGGGUAAAGGCAUCUGGCCUACUCGGUGGACCAAAGCACGAGUCUCCAACCAUUAUAUCGCCAAAACAAUACAAGAGAAGAUUCAGAAAAGCAAUGACAACCUACUUUCUUACAGUCCCAGAUCAAUGGUCAUCGUAAGCAUUAAAGUUUCUUCAUUUCACGCACCUCCUAGGUAAAUUUGUCUAUGGUAUGGCUGGUUUAGUUUGGAACCCUUUGGUCGAGGCACUGCUUCUGAUUCCUUUGUAGAGCAUCAGUUAAUAAUGGUCAAAAUAGAGAGAAUUAAUUGCACAAAAUUGGAGAGAGUAAAUUCUGCAUUCUAGUUUUUCGAUUUUGGUUUUUUCCGUUUGUGGAGGCCUUCAGCCCCUAGAAGAAACCACACAAAUGCAGGUGGGAGAAACUCUAUUACAGACCAUCGUACUUGUAAAUUUUUGUAAAUAUGUACAAUUUUUAUUGACAAAUACGUUGAAUUUGUUAUUUAUUGGCUUCUGUUGAACCUAUCUAUACAACGUUUUGCAGCAUGUUAGCAGAA